Molecule: messenger RNA, 1809 nt
Organism: Lycium barbarum (goji berry)
Lineage: Eukaryota; Viridiplantae; Streptophyta; Magnoliopsida; Solanales; Solanaceae
Product: UPF0481 protein At3g47200-like
Exons: 3
Coding region: 182-1705 (507 amino acids)
Source: RefSeq, a predicted model, not a curated record
UCAUUGACUUGAGUCAAUUGAUUACCAUUGAAGGCCAAAACAAGGCCACGUAUCAGAUAAUAUUUUCAAUUAAUGAUCUUAUUCCUCUUAUAAAUAAAUCCAAAAGAAGCAAGAAUUUUAGAGGAGACCAAAGAAAGAAAGCCAAGCUAAAGAGACGCAGAAAUUAAGUAAUCAAAGAGGGAUGGAGUACUCUGCUAUCUUUGUGAAGGAUUAUACCCUAGUAGAUGACCAAAGUCCACUGCUUCAUCAAGCUACAAAAGAUGAGGUAGGAAAGGCGAUGAAAAGAGAUCAUUUAAUCGAGAUAAAUGAAACAAAUGAUCAAGAUCAAUUAGGGUUACACGCAAAUACCAAACCUUGUACCAUAUUUAAAGUAAAUGUGGGGCUACGGAAAUCAAAUCCAGAUGCUUAUACGCCAAUGUUGAUCUCCAUUGGUCCUUACCAUUAUAAGAAUCCAGAACUUGGUUCGAUGGAGAAGUACAAAUUGUUGUACCGACGACGGUUUUUGCAGCGGAAAGCGGGGCUUGACGAGGAAAGUUGCAUUAGUGAAAUUGAGAAAAUGAAGUAUGAAGUACUAAAUUGUUAUGACAAUAUAGAGGACCUGGACAUUGAUAUUAUUAGCAAAUUUUCAGAAAUAAUUUUUCUAGAUGGAUGUUUCGUGGUUGAGUUUAUUCGAGAGUAUCGUGGAAUGAUUCCUGAAGGAGAAGACCGAAUUAUAAACAACAAUUAUAUGAUAAACCUUGCAUGUCGAGACUUGUUGUUACUAGAAAACCAACUUCCUUUCUUUGUUCUCACCAAGCUUCAUUACAUGACAAAGGAAGUUGAUGAAAUGCCAUUCGCAAAACUGGUGAAGGACACCUUUUCUAAAUUACCAGAGAUGGACCCUGCAUCCUAUUUUGCAUACUAUCUAGAAAGUCAUGCGGAAAACAUCACACAUUUGCUUGAAGUAGUACACAUGAAUCCUCACCCUUCAUAUUGGUAUCCUCACCCCUUUAAAAAGUGUGGUAAUAAGAACACCCAAACAUGGCAAGCCAACAUGCCGAAUGCAACAGAGCUUUGUGAAGCAGGGGUUAGAUUUUCAAAAGUUGGAAAUAUUUAUAGUGACCUUGGAGAUAGCACAACUUUAUUUGAUAUUAAAUUUAAGAAUGGACAUAUGAAAAUUCCUUGUUUUGAAGUUGAUGAUUACACGGAGAUCCCCUUUAGUUAUAGUGACCUUGGAGAUAGCACAGCUUUAUUUGAUAUUAAAUUUGAGAAUGGACAGAUGAAAAUUCCUUGUUUUGAAGUCAAUGAUUACACGGAGACCCUCUUCAGAAAUCUCGUCGCUUAUGAGCAGCAGUCAUGUGACGUACAUCCUAAAUGUUUCAGUGAUUUUGCAGCAUUCAUGGAUUAUCUUAUUGACUCAGACAAAGAUGUGAGUUUGCUUCGCCGAAAAGGAAUCAUCAGCAACCAACUAGGAGAGGACAAUGAAGUAGCUAACAUCUUCAAUAAAAUUGGACAAGGGAUCAUCUUCUCAACGGACUUCUAUUACAAAGACCUAUGUAGAGCAGCAAUUCAACAUUCUGAAAAACCAUGGAACCGAAUAAUGGCAAAUUUGAGAAGCAAUUAUUUUCACAGUCCUUGGGCGGGAGCUUCAACUGUGGCAGCCAUCAUACUCCUCUUACUCACAGCUACGCAAACAGUUUUAUCUUUCAUAAGUCUUUUUAAGUAAUCGUUUUAAUUGUAUCCCAUAUUUUAUUUGCUUUACUAAUCCUGCUACUCUGGCUCUCGUCACUACUCCAUUCAUGUAUAUAAAUUGUGUUUUGAUGGGAUUAA